GACUGAGUCUUCAUAGUUUGCCUUGUCAAUGAUAAAAGCAUUUUAAUUAUUUUGGAUGGACUAUUUUUACGAAAUUAUUUGUAAAGUUUAAGACAUGAUACAUGGCUGGAAAGGGCGAGAUCAUCCAGAUCCACAUCGGCCAGGCCGGUGUCCAGAUAGCCAACGCCUGUUGGGAGCUCUACUGCCUGGAACAUGGCAUCUUGGCCAACGGAAGAGUGAUGCAAAGGCCCGUUGAUGAUGCGUUCCUCACCUUUUUCGAGUUCACCAGCACAAACACUAGUGUCCAGCCUCGAAUCGUCAUGAUCGACACCGAGCCCACGGUCAUAGAUGAAAUCCGCACUGGCGCCUACCGAAAUCUUUUCCAUCCGGAUACCCUUAUCACGGGCAAGGACGACAGUGGCAGUAACUUUGCCAGGGGCUAUAACCUGAUGGCCAGUGAGCUCCUGGAUCGCUCCAUGAAUGCUAUUCGACGAGUGGCCGAUCGCUGCAGGAAUCUCAGAGGCUUCCUGGUUUUCCGAGCCAUUGGUGGGGGAUCAGGCUCCGGUCUGGGCACUCGAAUAAUGGAAAAACUCUUGGAUGAUUUUGGCAGAAAGAUGACGGUUGUGGAGUUUCUAGUCUAUCCAUCGCCUUCAAUAUCUCCUGUGAUCGUAGAGCCGUACAAUGCCCUGUUGGCCGCUCACUUCUCCAUGGACUGCGCGGAUGUUUCCUUUAUAGUGGACAACGAGGCCCUGUACGAUAUUUGUGCCAAUACCCUGAAUGUUCCCGCUCCCACCUAUACGAAUCUUAACCGCAUCAUUGGGCAGGUUGUCUCCGGAUUUACAGCAUCACUGCGCUUUGGCGGAGGCUCGAGCGUGAGCUUUCAGGAGCUCCAGACAAACUUGGUGCCAUACCCGAGGAUCCACUACCCCCUGAUCAACUACGCACCUCUGGUGCCCAUCUCUCACUCCCAGUUCGUCAACAUGUCGACGGCUCAGCUGACGGGGCAGUGCUUCCAGAUGAGCAACCAGAUGGUCAGGUGCAACCCUUCGCACGGCAAGUACAUGUCGUGCGUCCUUCUGUAUCGCGGGGAUAUAGCUCCCAACGAGAUCAAUACGGCGCUGGAGAACAUUAAGCGGAACAGGUCGUUUCGCUUCGUGGACUGGUCGCCAACUGGCUUCAAAAUAGGAGUCACCGGCAUGCCGCCGGUAUAUGUUCCUGGCGGCGAUCUGGCGCCCACCAAUCGCGCCUGCGUGGCCAUUUCGAACAACACCAACAUCCGGAUAGCCUGGUGCCGGCUGGUCAACAAGUUCGACAAACUGUACCAGAAGCGGGCCUUCGUCUACCACUACGUGGGUGAGGGACUCGAGGAGGGAAACUUUGCCGAGGCAUCGGAAAAUAUCUGCCAACUCGUCCACGACUAUCUGGAGGUGGAUGCCUCCGCUCCAACCUCCAAUCGCGAUUCCGGAGAUGACGAAGCCGGAGAUGACGACUAGUGGGCUUUGUCCACCCGAAGCCCUUUUUCCUUUCAGCAUCUGUGUCGUCCAAAAAAAAAUCAUUAAAUUCCCUGUGGCACAUUUUA
Molecule: messenger RNA, 1558 nt
Organism: Drosophila bipectinata
Lineage: Eukaryota; Metazoa; Arthropoda; Insecta; Diptera; Drosophilidae
Product: tubulin alpha-3 chain
Biological process (GO): microtubule cytoskeleton organization; mitotic cell cycle
Cellular component (GO): cytoplasm; microtubule
Molecular function (GO): GTP binding; structural constituent of cytoskeleton
Source: RefSeq, a predicted model, not a curated record